Messenger RNA from Salvelinus sp. IW2-2015, 234 nucleotides. Lineage: Eukaryota; Metazoa; Chordata; Actinopteri; Salmoniformes; Salmonidae. The record is from RefSeq and is a predicted model, not a curated record.
AUGUUGCAGAGAGAGAGGGAGAAGAGGACGUCACAACAAACCAGACCCAGAGAGAGAGAGCAAAGGGACAUGCAGAGAGAGAGGGAGAGGGACAACAAACGAUCCAGAGAGAGAGAGAACGGACAACAAACAGAUCCAGAGAGAGAGAAACCAGAUCGCACCGAGAGAGAGAAGAAGACAACAAACAAAUCCAGAGAGAGAGGGAGGGACAACAAAACAGAUCCAGAGAGAAGA